AUGCCGGCUUCCUUGUCACCUCCCCGCACAUCACCACCACUCACCCCCCCUCAGACCGUCUCUGAUGGCUUCCAAACGUCCCCCGCUUCGUCCGAUGAUUCAUCGUGUCUAGAGCUCUCAUUUGUUUACGAAGUCAACGCUCAAGGUGACUAUGUUCGCAUAUCUAAGGGCUCUUCGAAAUCAUCGUCGCCUCCCACUCCGGAACAGUCUCCAAAACUGGCCCAAGCUUCGCCACCCAAGGUAUCCUCGCCGGCCCAGCAGUACAAACCACCUCCGCUCUCAAGAUCAGAGAGUCUUCCCGCUAGCUCACUCGAUCCUACACCGUCUACCGCCCCUCGAUCCUUCACACGGGUAGCUUCAGGUCCUAUUCAUACACCGGCAUCCUCGUCGUCUCGAAGUAGCUUUACCCCACUUUCUGUGGGUGGAGCUCUGCACAAAUCUGGAGGAGCUCGUCGUGUAAGGCUUGAGGCGUAUCAUGAAACGGAUGCCCUCGUACGCCCCCCGCCUGUUGAUGAGAAAGAGAACGUUCGCAGUUCGCUUCAAUCUCAUACUCCUCUAAAUCGGCCCAUCAUUCCCAUUCGUCAAUCGCGUAGCGCCAAUAAAAAGUAUGGGAUCGAGAAGAUCGUCGAAGAACAGAUUCUCGAAGAUCAGGACGGUUUUACCGAUGCUCGAUCACAUUCUGCCACUACUGGCAGACCGCGCCGCUCUGCGAGUCUUAGCAAUGCGUCUGGAACAGGUUCCAACCAAGAUCCGGGUCAAGAGUCGAGGCUUUCCAAUGUACAGUUCUACCAACAACAAUACAAUCGUCCUGGGACAAGCUCGGGAAUGGCGAACAAGUUGCCUGGCCGGGUAACAAUCGAGGAGAAGAUACGCCAAGAACGUCAGAUUGCUUUAGAGGAAGGGUAUGCUCGACGUGAAGCAGAGGAGCUCGUAGAAGCUGAACGGAAAGCCCAGUCAUCUCGUCAUUCGCCAUCCCCGACCCACGUAUCUUCAUCGCAUAUCCGGUCCUCUUACACUGGUCAUAAUCGCAGAAAUUCUGAUACGCUCCGGUCCCUCGCAGACCCACAGCCUGGUUCCCCAACAGUGGUUGAAUACUCUCGCAUUUCUCCUCCUGAUCUCAGUUGUGCACCUCCCUCCGCCUCUAGUCUUUCGUCUAUCCCCAGUCUUCGACAUAGAAGGAGUCCUACUGUGCCUGAGCCGCCUACCACGAGUGGGGCAACGGCACCUUCGAACGGAAUCGUGGCGAGUGCUGGCAAGACAUGGGCCGCUGGGGACGGACGAGAGAAGGAACAGGAAGAUCCAUAUGACUCUGCUGCGCAGGCGCGAAGUCUGCCCGCGUUGCCCUUGCCUCAGCUACCUGCUGCAGCUCCCGCGAAGCAGACACAGGUGGCACCUGCCCAACCGUCGCAGGGGCCAGCGCCUGUACCCGACGUUCGAUCGCGCAACAUGGUGGUCAACAAGAAAGCAUAUGCACGGUUAGAUAUGAUUGGUAAAGGCGGCUCGUCCCGGGUUUAUCGUGUGAUGAAUGGCGCGAAUGAGAUUUUUGCGAUCAAGCGUGUCUCCUUGGACAAAACUGAUGCCGAGACUAUGAAUGGCUACAUGAACGAGAUUGCCUUGCUUAAGCGGCUGGAGGGUAACGGCAGAAUCAUUCGCCUCAUUGAUAGUGAACUCAAGGCCGGUCCUGGUGGGUCCAAGGGCCACUUAAUGCUCGUUAUGGAGUGCGGCGAGAUUGAUCUCGCACGACUGCUGCAGGAACAGCAAAAGGAAGCUUUGGAUCUCGUUUGGAUUGCUUACUAUUGGAAACAGGCAAGUUCAAUGUUACAAGCCGUGCAUGUCAUACACGAGGAGAAAAUUGUGCAUUCUGACUUGAAACCUGCCAACUUUGUACUUGUUCGCGGUCAGCUGAAAUUGAUCGACUUUGGCAUAGCCAACGCGAUUGCGAAUGACACAACCAAUAUCCAGCGAGACCAUCAGAUCGGGACCGUAAAUUACAUGUCUCCUGAAGCAAUAGAGCUCCCCGAUGGGAUGCGUCGUUUGAAAGUUGGCCGGCCAAGUGACGUCUGGUCAUUAGGUUGUAUACUGUACCAGAUGGUUUAUGGACAUCCACCGUUCCAACACCUUUCAGUAUAUCAGAAGAUGAAGGCCAUUCCAGAUGGGACACAUGUUAUUGACUUCCCGGAAUAUUCUACGCCGUCAAUUCCGCCAUCGCGCUCGUCAGGAUCAGACGGUCUACAUUCUCCUCGGAGACUCGACCAUUUACGCGUACGCGUACCGGAUAGCGUCAUUGCAACGAUACGUAGCUGUCUUGCCCGAAACCCUAAGGAGCGCAUGGCGAUUCCUGAGCUGCUUCAACAAAGUUGGCUAGUGACUGGUGCUCCUGAGCCCUCUUCCCUACUAUCUGCACCCCCUCCAUUCAAAGAGGAUGAGGCAAUGAUCAAUCCAUUUUUUAUGCAGCAGUUGUUAAAUUAUGGAAUUAGCCUUGGCCAGCAAGGCCGGGAGAUGGACAGUGACGAAUUACUACGGGAAGCAGAGAUACUCGAGGCCUUCGAGAUCUUGAACAUGGUCGGUACAUGGAGUCCUAUGCGUCUAGGUCUCAGCCAGAAAGUGAUUCGCGCGUUGAAUACACACGCUCUUCACCAUAACGUAGCGGUUCCGCAGUUGAACAGAUCCUACUUAUAUGUUCCAACGUCGUCCGAUCGUAUGCUGCAGAAGUCCCUAUCAACCAACACGGAUAUCAUUAUUUAUGACUUAGAGGAUAGCGUCCCUCCGUCGGCUUCGGACAAGGAUAAUGCUCGUGAACGGCUACGAAAUCUGUUCAGCAGGCCUGCUGCAGAGCUCCCUCGGCCGGAGCGCGUUGCUGUACGGUUGAAUUCCAUCAACACGCCGUUCUUCCAGAAUGAUAUUGCACAGGCUCUCAGAAUACCCUCAAUAAGGACAAUUGUAAUGCCUAAAAUCCAUUCCGCACAGGACCUACAUCACGUCUCCCGUGAGAUAUAUGCGGCGACACAGUUUUAUGGUGUGCGUAAUCCACGGGAGCAGCCUGUUUGCAUUGUUGCGAGCAUUGAGAGUGCAAAAUCGAUGAUUAAUCUUCGAGAGAUAGCUGCAUGGCAAUCUGAGCAUGGACCUGUGUUAGGUGUGACAUUGGGAGCGCUGCUUUUUGCUGCAGAAGAUUAUUGUGCAGACACUUCCAUAAUACGGACAAAGUCGCGUCAAGAACUGCUUUACACUCGGUCGCAGAUUGCCAUAACUGCGAAGGCAUUUGCUUUGGACGCUAUAGACAUGGUUUGCGUCAAUUACAAGGACCUAGAUUAUCUGAAAGUGGAAUGUGAAGACGGACGACGGUUAGGUUUCAAUGGCAAGCAAGCCAUCCAUCCUACUCAGGUGGACAUCAUACAAUCGACGUUCGUUCCUGAUCAGAAGGAGAUUGUACGGGCAGCGAAAAUCUUGCACCGAAUGAAGCAAGCGCACAGCUCUCAAAAGGGCGCUAUAGGGCUUGAGCUAGAAGGAGGUGGGAAGGAGAUGAUCGAUGCACCCAUGAUUAAGCAGGCAGAAAAUGUUAUUCGGAUUGCGCAAGCUGCUGGACUGAAGAUCCCUGAUGUAGAGUGA
Molecule: messenger RNA, 3606 nt
Organism: Fibroporia radiculosa
Lineage: Eukaryota; Fungi; Basidiomycota; Agaricomycetes; Polyporales; Fibroporiaceae
Exons: 18
Coding region: 1-3606 (1201 amino acids)
Biological process (GO): meiotic spindle assembly checkpoint signaling; chromosome segregation; peptidyl-serine phosphorylation
Cellular component (GO): spindle; kinetochore; nucleus
Molecular function (GO): protein serine/threonine/tyrosine kinase activity; ATP binding; protein serine/threonine kinase activity
Source: RefSeq, a predicted model, not a curated record